AUGCGCAUAAGCCACAGAAUCAUAGGAAGAGUCUGCAAACGAGAGACGAACCUCCUACAUCUGGAAAAGCACAUGAGCCACUUCCAUCCCAACGGGCUCGUCUGCCGGUGCCGAACGCCGCUACCUGUCAGCGGCGUGCCCGGCACCGACAGCCUCGCCCGCCGCGGGCGGGGAGGGAGCGCGAGGAACGGAGAAGUUAAAAAGGAGGGGGUCGCUCGGUAUUCCAGCUACGCUGCCAACGCGGGCCUAAGCGUUAGACGUGUCACAUCGCGUUCCUCCUCUCCGUUAGCAGCAAAGACAGCGGCGAGCACGGCCCCGUGCCGCCGCCGGGCCUCGGCAGCUCCCGCCCCCGCCGCCCCUCACCGCGGCACCGGGCACGGACCCGCCGCGCCGCCGGGGGAUGCUCCGCGCAGCCCCCGCCCGCACCUGCCGCCUCACCUGGGCUCCCACGCGCGGCGGGGCUCUUCCGCCGGGCCCGGAGCUCUGCGGGGGCGAGACCGCGGCGCGGCGGCUGCUUGGAUACGGCGGCGGCGGCGCCGCGGGGAGCGAGACCGGCCCGCCCGUCCGUCCGUCCGUCCGUCCCGCGCGGCCGCCGGCGCGCACGGCCCUGCCCCUGCCCCGCGGUGCCGCGGCGGCCGCUCCCGCCCCGUCCGCCAUCACGUCCCCAUCACUGUCGGUGUAAGAGUGCCGCACCUCGGCCAGCGUGAGAACACCGGCUGCGGUCUGGCCGAGGGAGGGCGGGGGCGGCAGCACGGAGCGGCUCCCGCGGGGCUGCGGCCCCAGAGCCCGGGGCCGGCCGUGCCUCCCGCCCUGCCUGUCAGCGCCCCGGCCGGCCCACCGCGCGUCCCGCGGGGGGCGCAGGGCGCGCAGGCUCCUCCCCCCGCCCGGCGCGCGUUGGAACGGUCCUGCCGCGGCACCGCCCCCGUCCCUGCGCCGCUUCCGCCUUUCCGCCCCGCGCCGCCCGCCAUGGCCAAGAUCAAGGCCCGAGACCUGCGCGGGAAGAAGAAGGAGGAGCUGCUGAAGCAGCUGGAGGAUCUGAAGGUGGAGCUGUCGCAGCUGCGCGUGGCCAAAGUGACCGGCGGGGCCGCCUCCAAGCUGUCCAAGAUCCGUGUGGUGCGCAAAUCCAUUGCCAGAGUCUUGACUGUCAUCAACCAGACCCAGAAGGAGAACUUGAGGAAGUUCUACAAGGGCAAGAAGUACAAGCCCCUGGACCUGCGGCCCAAGAAGACUCGGGCCAUGCGGCGCAGGCUCAACAAGCACGAGGAGAACCUGAAGACCAAGAAGCAGCAGCGAAAGGAACGUUUGUACCCGGCCCGGAAAUUCGCCAUCAAGGCAUAGCCCCGAGCGAGCUGCAGCUCCGGGCUGGGGUCUGGGCUCAUUAAAUGGAGUUUGGUUUGGAA
Molecule: messenger RNA, 1400 nt
Organism: Vidua macroura (Pin-tailed whydah)
Lineage: Eukaryota; Metazoa; Chordata; Aves; Passeriformes; Viduidae
Gene: RPL35
Product: ribosomal protein L35
Exons: 6
Coding region: 1-1338 (445 amino acids)
Biological process (GO): translation; maturation of LSU-rRNA from tricistronic rRNA transcript (SSU-rRNA, 5.8S rRNA, LSU-rRNA)
Cellular component (GO): cytosolic large ribosomal subunit; ribosome
Molecular function (GO): mRNA binding; structural constituent of ribosome
Source: RefSeq, a predicted model, not a curated record